Molecule: messenger RNA, 1444 nt
Organism: Hyla sarda
Lineage: Eukaryota; Metazoa; Chordata; Amphibia; Anura; Hylidae
Product: KH domain-containing, RNA-binding, signal transduction-associated protein 1-like
Exons: 1
Coding region: 47-1048 (333 amino acids)
Biological process (GO): regulation of alternative mRNA splicing, via spliceosome
Cellular component (GO): nucleus
Molecular function (GO): poly(A) binding; mRNA binding
Source: RefSeq, a predicted model, not a curated record
AAUUUAGCUUCUGUACGGUUGGGUGUGUGGUCAGUCACUAGAAAACAUGGAGUCCGAAACCAAGUAUCUGCCCGAGCUGAUGGCCGAGAAGGACAGCCUGGACCCGUCUUUCACACAUGCUAUGAGCCUGCUGUCGAGCGAAAUUGAAACACUAAAGAAGGGAGGUGAACCCAAAAAGGAUGAAGAGGACACCUAUUUAGACUUGUUUUCUCACAAGAACAUGAAGCUGAAGGAGCGAAUUUUGAUUCCAGUCAAACUGUACCCCAAGUUUAACUUUGUUGGCAAGAUUUUGGGCCCUCAAGGAAAUACCAACAAAAGACUGCAGGAACAAACUGGAGCAAAAAUCUCUGUGUUGGGAAAAGGAUCGAUGCGGGAUAAGGCCAAGGAGGAAGAACUACGAAAGGGUGGGGACCCGAAAUAUGGUCACUUAAACAUGGACCUUCAUGUUUUCAUUGAAGUUUUUGGGCCACCUUGUGAGGCAUAUACCCGAAUGGCACAUGCUAUGGAGGAAGUAAAGAAGUUCUUGGUACCGGAGCAAUUUUUUGAGCUGUCAUAUCUGAAUGGAGCCCCAACAGAGGCAGCCCGUGGAGGAAGAGGAGGGCCUGUCCGUGGCAGAGGAGUACCACCUUCUGCAGCUCCACCAGCAAGAGGAAGAGCUGGUGCUAUACGUCCUCUUGUUCCAAGAGGAGCCCCAGGAAGAGGAGCAAUUUCACGCGGUGCUAGUGUUAGCCGAAGUGUAGCACCUUCUGGUAGGGCUUGUGCUGGUUCAAUUCAAAGGAUCUCUCUUCCACCACCUGCACCUGAAGCCUAUGAUGACUAUGGCUAUGAUGAUGCAUAUGCAGAGCAAAGCUAUGAAGCUUACGAGAGUUAUUAUAGCCAGAGCCCAGGAGAUACAGAGUAUUAUGACUAUGGGCACGGCGAGGGUCCGGAGUCUUAUGAAAGUUAUGGGCAAGACAAUUGGAAUGGUUCCCGGCCAUCUUUGAAAGUACCAUCUUCUCACCCUGCUAAAGGCAGUGCCUACAGAGACCACCCAUACAGACGUUUCUAAGAUUUCCACUCAUCCAAUUAUUUCUGAUAUCUUGUGUCCAAGGACUUCCUGUUCCUUAUCCCACAUCACAAGUAAAUUCUCUGUGCUCUGUGACUCCUUUUCCUCUUCCAUCCAUACUCCCUUAAUCAAACCAGACCUCUCCCUCAUAGGAGCGCUUUUAAAAUUGGUGAAGGCAAAAUAUCCAUUUGAGGAUAUUUAGACCCAUUUUAUUUUCGUUGUUAACAAAACACAAAAGGAAAAAAUAACUUUAAAACGUUAAUGCUUUUUCAUGUAAAAUGAGUUAAAUAGUAUGGAAAGUGACUUUGUUUGACAUUGAAGGUUUCUAACAAAAAGUUUAGUGUUAGCUGUAGACUCUGUCCUGAACUAAGCUGCAUUUCAAUAUUCCAUAUUUUUAUU